GGGCGGCGGCGGCGGCAGAAGAAGGGGCCGGCGCGGAGGAGGCGGCGGAGGAGGCUGCGGCUGCUCCCGCCGGCGGCGCUGAGGGAGGCGGCGGCGGCGGCGGCGGCGAGGCCGGAGCGGCGGAGCCCCGCCGGGCCGCGGCGGCGGCGGCAGCAGCAUGGUGCGGGAGACGAGGCACCUCUGGGUGGGCAACCUGCCGGAGAACGUCCGCGAGGAGAAGAUCAUCGAGCACUUCAAGCGAUAUGGACGUGUUGAAAGUGUCAAAAUUCUCCCCAAACGGGGGUCAGAAGGUGGCGUGGCAGCAUUUGUGGAUUUUGUGGACAUCAAGAGUGCUCAAAAGGCACACAACUCUGUCAACAAGAUGGGAGACAGAGACCUCCGGACGGAUUAUAAUGAGCCAGGAACCAUUCCUAGUGCUGCUCGGGGAUUGGAUGAUACAGUUUCCAUAGCAUCUCGUAGUAGAGAGGUUUCUGGGUUCAGAGGAGGUGGUGGUGGGCCCACGUAUGGCCCCCCACCAUCACUUCAUGCACGGGAAGGACGCUAUGAGCGGAGACUUGAUGGGGCUUCAGAUAACAGGGAGCGUGCUUAUGAACAUAGUGCCUAUGGACACCAUGAACGGGGGACGGGAACAUUUGAUCGUACAAGACACUAUGAUCAGGAUUACUAUAGAGAUCCUCGGGAGCGGACUUUACAACAUGGACUCUAUUAUAGUUCUCGGAGUCGGAGUCCGAGCCGCUUUGACACUCAUGACCCCCGUUACGAACCUCGGGCCCGGGAGCAGUUUAUCUUGCCCAGCGUGGUACAUAGGGAUAUCUACAGGGAUGAUCUCACGCGGGAGGUACGAGGCAGAAGGCCAGAGCGGAAUUACCAGCACAGCAGGAGCCGGUCGCCGCAUUCUUCACAGUCCAGGACUCAGUCUCCCCAGAGGCUGGCCAGCCAAGCAUCAAGACCCACCAGAUCCCCCAGUGGCAGUGGCUCUCGGAGCAGAUCGUCAAGCAGCGACUCCAUCAGUAGCAGCAGCAGCACCAGCAGCGACAGCAGUGACUCCAGCAGCAGUUCAAGUGAUGAGUCUCCAGCCCGGUCUGUUCAGUCCACAGCUGUUCCAGCACCCACCUCCCAGCUGCUUCCAUCUCUGGAGAAAGAUGAGCCCCGGAAAAGUUUUGGGAUCAAGGUUCAGAAUCUUCCCGUGCGCUCCACAGACACCAGCCUUAAAGAUGGGUUGUUCCAUGAGUUCAAGAAGUACGGGAAGGUGACGUCUGUGCAGAUCCAUGGGGCCUCUGAAGAGCGCUAUGGGCUGGUGUUUUUCCGGCAGCAGGAGGAUCAGGAAAAGGCACUGAACGCCUCCAAAGGGAAGCUCUUCUUUGGCAUGCAGAUUGAUGUUACCGCUUGGAUAGGCCCAGAAACGGAAAGCGAGAAUGAGUUCCGGCCUUUGGAUGAAAGGAUAGAUGAAUUUCACCCCAAAGCAACAAGAACUCUUUUCAUUGGCAAUCUGGAAAAAACCACCACAUAUCAUGACCUUCGCAACAUUUUUCAGCGUUUUGGAGGGAUAGUGGAUAUCGAUAUCAAGAAAGUGAACGGCGUCCCCCAGUAUGCCUUCCUGCAGUACUGCGACAUUGCCAGUGUGUGCAAAGCGAUCAAGAAGAUGGAUGGGGAAUAUCUUGGGAAUAAUCGGCUCAAGCUGGGCUUUGGGAAGAGCAUGCCCACCAACUGUGUAUGGUUAGAUGGUUUUUCAACAAACAUAACAGAUCAGUAUUUAACGCGACAUUUCUGCCGUUAUGGGCCUGUGGUCAAGGUGGUGUUUGACCGCUUAAAAGGCAUGGCUCUUGUUCUCUAUAAUGAGAUUGAAUAUGCACAGGCAGCUUUAAAAGAGACCAAGGGGAGGACAAUAGGUGGAAAUAAAAUUAAGGUGGAUUUUGCAAACCGUGAGAGUCAGAUGGCAUUCUGUCAUUCUAUGGAGAAAACGGGCCAGGAUAUCCGAGACUUCUAUGAGAUGCUAGUAGAAAGAAGAGAUGAAAGAAGAGGAUCUUACGACUAUGCUGCUGACCGUACAUACUAUGAGGCUGUAAGAACGCCAGGAACAUAUCCUGAGGAUCCCCGAAGAGAGUAUCCAACUCGUGGGAGAGAAUUUUAUGCAGAUUGGGAUCCUUACCAGGGAGACUAUUAUGACCCACGAUACUAUGACGACCCACGGGAGUACAGAGAUUACAGAGGCGACCCUUACGAGCAAGACAUAAGGGAAUACAGCUACAGGCAGCGGGAGCGGGAGCGGUUUGAAUCUGACCGGGACCAUGAGAGACGGCCUCUUGAACGGAGCCAGAGUCCCCAUUCCCGACGUCCACAAAGCCCAGGAGCAUCUCCAUCACAAUCCGAGAGAUUGCAAAGUGACUCUGAGAGGCGGGUUUAUAGCAGGUCUUCAGAGCGGAGUGGUAGCUGCAGCUCCCUUUCUCCACCACGCUAUGAAAAGCUGGACAAAGCCCGUCUCGAGCGCUAUGCAAAAAAUGAUAAAACAGAAAAAGAAAGAGCUUUUGAGCAAGAGAGACCAGACAAAGACAAGCGACUGGUUAGGAAAGACAAAACAGAAAAACUUGAAAAGGAUAAAAUGGAGAAGCAAAAACGAAAAGCCAAAAUUCAUUCCCCUAGCUCUCAGUCUUCUGAGACAGACCAAGAAAAUGAAAGAGAGCCCAGUCCAGAGAGGCUGAAAGGCGGCAGUAAGCAGAACAGGGAGAGAGCUGACAAAGAAGGGCCUGCCAGGAACCGCCUCGAACUCAUGCCGUGUGUCGUGUUGACUCGUGUCAAAGAAAAGGAGGGGAAAGUGGUUGAGCAGCCAGCUCUGGAAAAACUGAGGGGGGGGAAGCAAGAAAACGAUGCUAUGAGAUCUCCCUUGCUUGAGCCAAAACUGCAGCCGUCACAGGCAGAGCCAGCCAAGUCAGAUCAGCUGAAACCUGAGCCUAUGAGAGCCAAGGUGCCAAAAGAAAAGGUGCUUGCCAGUCACAUUGAAGUGGUUGAUAAGGAUGGGAAACUGAAGGCCAAGAAACACUUGAAGGCUGACCGCCCCAGUGAAGUGGCAAACCCAGUUGAUCUGGAAAAGUUGGAGGCUCGCAAACGGCGCUUUGCGGAUGUAACCCUGAAGCCCGAGAAACAAAAAACGGAAAUCAAAAGGAGUAAUCAGGAGGAGGAGGAGGAGGAGGCGGCGGCGGCGGCGACAGCAGCACGAGUGGUGUUGAAAAAGCAGACUGAUGUGACAGCAGAAUCUGAAAGGAAGUCCUUGAGGAAAGAAGCAUUUAAAAGGGAAUCUAAGAAAAUUAAGGUGGAGAGACUCGUUCCUGUUGCCAGUCCCAAAGAUACUCCAGAGUCUACAAGCGUUUCUGUUGGUGUUGGUUUACGGCCCAGUUUAGACCUGCAGGCCAGGCUAGGGGAGCCGGUAGAUGAACCCACGGAAGUCCCUGAGACCCCCUCUAGGAAAGUCAGUUCAGUGAAAUUGCAGCAGAAACACCCUCAGCUGUUAGGUGAUCAAGGGCUAGAGAGAGAUGAUGUACGGAAAAACUACUACAGUCUUCCGGAAGAAAUGCCUGACCACAAACUCAUCCAAGAGAAGCCCCCAUCAUCGGAUAUUGAAGAGAAAAUUCCUAUCGACAUUGAUCACACUCAGAGUUACCGGAAACAAAUGGAGCAAAGUCGUAGAUUAAAACAGCAAAUGGAAAUGGAAACCGCAAAGCUGGAGAAGUUUGGCAGUCCAAAGAAAGACCCAGAUGAGUAUGAAAGGCGGAGCCUGGUGCACGAGGUGGGGAAGCCCCCCCAGGAUGUGACUGAUGAUUCUCCUCCCAGUAAGCGUAAGAAAUCAUCAGAUGUUUUUGAUUUUGAAAUUAGCACCAAGAGGGAAAGAAACUAUCGAAGCUCUCGUCAGGUGAGUGAAGAUUCUGAGAGAAUGGCUUGUUCUCCAAGCCUCAGGCCUUUCCCCUUCCACGAGGAGGAGGAGGGACUGCCUUCCCCACGACUGAUGCCUUUAAAAGAAGCCAAAGGAUCACCUAAAAUAGAUGAAAAGGGCCCUGCGUAUCCUAACAUGGCCAUACGAGAAGAUUCUCUGAAAUUUAAUCCCUUUGAUUCCAGUCAGAGAGAACAGAUGGCAGAAAUGGCCAGAAUCAAACUCUCUUCACUGAAUUCUGAGGAGGAAUCCAGCCGAUGGGAGCCCCCCCUGAAAGCAGAGCCUGGCCGAGGGGAUGUCAGCUUCCCCAGCAGCAUCGUCAAGAGAGACAGCCUGCGGAAACGGUCGGUUCGUGACCUGGAGCCCGGAGAGGUGCCCUCGGACUCUGAUGAGGAUGGCGACAGCAAGCCCCGGUCCCCGAAGGCCUCUUUGCUGCUGGAGAGCUCCCGCUUGUCUUUUUUAUUAAGGGACAGGGAAGAGAAGCUCCGUGAGAGAGAGGAAAGGCUGCCGACCUCCUUGGAGAGGAACAAAUUCUAUUCUUUUGCAUUGGACAAAACAAUCACACCUGACACAAAAGCCUUGCUGGAGCGAGCAAAGUCUCUCUCAUCGUCCAGGGAAGAAAACUGGUCCUUUCUCGACUGGGACUCGAGAUUUGCUAGUUUUAGAAACAACAAGGACAAGGAGAAAGUUGACUCUGCUCCCAGGCCCAUCCCUUCGUGGUACAUGAAGAAGAAGAAAACCAAAACCGACCCUGAAGGGAAGUUGGAUGACAAGAAAGAAGACCAUAAAGAGGAGGAGCAAGAGAGGCAGGAGUUGUUUGCCUCGCGGUUCUUACAUAGCUCAAUCUUUGAACAAGACUCAAAGCGCUUGCAGCAUUUAGAAAGGAAAGAUGAGGACCUUGACUUCCUUCCUGGCAGGUCUUUUGGCAGACGGUCUUCUCUGGAUGGGACCAACAGUGUCUCUGAUGUCUUGGUGCAAGAGCCAGUGGUUCUUUUCCACAGCAGGUUUGUUGAGCUGACCCGAAUGCAGCAGAAGGAGAAGGAGAAAGACAAGAAACCCAAAGAAGCAGAAAGGCAGGAAGAGAAGGAGAGCCGCCCCAAAACACCCGAGACGGCAGUGCCUGAGAAGAAAGAGCCCGAGCAGCGGUCUUCUCCGCCAUUGCCGAUUGCUCUUGUCCUUCAAGACCCGGAGAAGGUCAUACAUGAGAAGUCACCAGCUGAUCUGCCCUCCUCCAGAGAAGAAAAGGCCCCUGAUCCGAGCCCUGAAGUGGAAGAACCGGUGCCCGAGGCCCUUGCUCCCAUGAAAGCUGAACUGCCUGAGCCUGUGGAAACACCUGCAGCUACGGAAAACAAAGACAUUGCUCUUCCCAGUGCAACUCCUGAGGAGGACUCCGUCACCCCUGUGGAAACCCCUCUGUAUUUGGACACCAAACCCCCUACUCCCGGAUCUUCAUUUUCCCAAACAGAUACUGGCACCGAUCCAGCAGCAGUCCCAGUCCCCCCACCAUUGGCCACAAAGUCUGAGGAACUGUUGGAACCUAAAGAAGAAAGUGUUUCUGUGGCCACUGGCUCAGAACCUGCUACAGGUCAAAAAGCAGAGGGGGCGGCCGAGGUACCCCAUGUUGUUUCUGAUGCGGAGGUAGAAGCUGAACCUCCCAUUGUAAAAGACAGAAAGCCUUGCAAGAACAAGCGGUCCAAAGCCCCUGUGCAGCCUGCGCUUGCCAGCAUUACUGAUAAACCCAUCACAAGGAAGAGUGAGAGGAUUGAUCGUGAAAAACUUAAAAGGUCAGGCUCUCCCCGUGGCGAAGCGCAGAAGCUUCUGGAGCUGAAAGGAGAAGCAGAGAAGACUCUGAAAAAUACCGCUAAAUCUCCAAGUGCAGCAGCAGAGCAAGAAAACCCAGAGCCAAGUUUGCCAGUUGGUCGAACAAGGCGCAGAAAUGUAAGAUCCGUUUAUGCUACCCCAGGAGACCACGAAGGUCCCUCACCUGUGAAAGAUUCUGUUGAGGUGACUAGGUCAACCAGGAAAAGAGCUGAAAGAGAGCCACCUGAGACAACAGUUGUUGCUACUCCUCCCAAAAGAGGCAGGCCUCGGAAGUCACGUCACAAACCCGAGGAGGAAAUCGCUCCAGUUAAGACCGAACCGAUACAGGUGGAAGCAGAAGAACCGGAAACAAAAGAAGCAGUGGAAACCCCUAAAACUGUGGAGGGGUGGAGGUCACCUAGAUCCCAGAAGCUCCUACACAGUCACUUGUCAUCCACCACUGUUCACAGCAAGAAGGGCAGGGCUGAGCCAAAGGUGGAGGUUGCAGCAGACCUUGAAGAGUCACCUGAGCUACCUGGCCAUGGACUGAAUGCAGGAGAAAAUAGCAGUAAGACCAAGACGGACAAAGACAUCGCUACUAGUGAACAGAAGCGAGAAAGGAAAGACGUUGACACGGACAAAAACACUCCUGAAGCCUGCACAGUUGAGAUUGUAGAAAGAAAAUCUGCCCCAGAGAAGGUGACCAAGUCCAAAAGAGGAAGAUCUAGAAACAUCAAGGCAGUUGACAAAGCAUCCUUGAUCAAGAGCCUGAAAAAUGUCGAAAUACGGCUUAACGUGGAUGAGGUGAAAGGUGCUCUGCGGUCAAGCGAAGAGGAGACAGAACCCACGCCAGCAUCACCAAAAAACAAAAGUCCUCAGAAGGAAGACAAAUUGCCUGCCCUCUUCAUAAAGAAUGAGGCAGAAGACCCUUUUCAUGACACAGGCCAAGACACCCCAUGUGAGCCCACAGAGUCUCCUGAAGCUGUUCAGUUGGCCAAGCAAAUAGAACUUGAACAGGCAGUGGAGAACAUUGCGAAGCUCACAGAAGGCCCAACCAUUGCAGCCUAUAAGGAGCAGGCAACAGAUGUACCUGAAGUCCGCCAGGAAGAAGAGGGAGACAAACCUGCCCACCAGGCAAGUGAAACAGAACUGGCUGCAGCCAUUGGCUCCAUCAUGAACGACAUUGCUGGGGAGGCGGAGAGCUUCCCUGCUGCCCCUCCGUAUCCUGCUGAACCAGAAUCUGAGAUGCCUGCAGAGCCUGUAGUGCUGCCGUCUUCACGAGAGGAAAUGGAGCCUGAAACAGACCAGGCAGUGAGCAAUAUCUUGGAAUCGGAAGCGGCGGCAGCCGCGGCUGAGACACCCGCUCCCCCGGCGCCUGGAUCUGCUUCCUCAGCCACGGCAGCCACAAACAAGGAGGCCGAAGUGAGUUUGAGCGAGUCUUCCAGUUCAGCACAGGAGGUGGAAACCCUGCAGGAGGCUGAUGGAUCCCGAAAGGAAAGGGGCCGUCAGAAGACUGCUCGGCCAAGGAGGAAACGAAGCACGAGCAAAAAAGGAGAUGCCGCUGAACUGAGGGCCACUGAAAUGGAAAGUGUGCCCGGCCAAUCCCCUGUGGCCAGUGAAGCGAAAGGGAAACUGGAGGAAAGCACAAAAGAUGACAAACCCAGCAAAAGCUCUUCUCCAGCCUCCCCUGAAUUGACUGUUCCAGAUAUCAGCAAGACUCCAUCCCAGGAAGGGAUAUCACAUGAGCCUGCCUCAGAGAGCAGCCCCCCGCCGAAAGCUCCUGAUCUACGGAAUCCGCCUGCUCCAUCCCUCCCUGUUGACGAUGUGAGCCAAGUGGGGUUCAAGCUGUGGCCGGCCACUGAAAGUGCUCCAGUGACUCCACCAGGGGCCCCCAGCCCGUCUGUGGCAACUGUUCCAUCAGCUGCUGCCGCUAAGCUCGUGGCACCCAUCUCUGCUGGGCCAGUUCCCCUUCACUCUGGUGCAGCCAAGGUGACAGAAUGGAUUGCAAAGCACGAGGAGGCCCAUGCACACUCCACCCCUCCUCCGGCCCUCCCCCCUGACACCAAGGCCUCAGAUAUAGACACUAAUUCCAGUACUUUGCGGAAAAUACUGAUGGAGCCCAAGUACGUCUCUGCUGCUAGCAUUGCCUCGACACACGUCACAGCAGCGAUAGCUGAGCCUGUGAGUGCCCCUCGUGUGGAAGAGGCUCCUCCGCACCCCCCAGUAGAGGCGGUACGGCCAGGAGCCGAAGAAAAGCCUGCCGUCCCCACCGUGAAUGCUUUGGACCCCCCUGUGGCAGAGGCCCCCGUCUUCACGGAGAAAGAAAAGAUCCUGACCGUCAUCACCCCCAAGGCCACUUCUGUGAUCAGCAGAAUGCCCCCGAGCGUCGAUCCCGAGGAAGCCCCGAGAAUCACGCUGGUGAAGCAAGCGGCCCCACCCCAGGCGUGCCUGGCCAGCGCCCUCCCUCUGAAGCACAAGCAGAGGCUGACGGCCAGUGAUGACAGUCGCUUCCACCCGGGGUCCAUGCCUGUGAUUGAGGACCGGCCCGCAGAGACCGGCUCCAGCCCAGGGCUUCGUGUCAACACUUCCGAAGGCGUUGUGCUCCUGAGCUACUCAGGACAGAAGACCGAAGGGCCCCAGAGGAUCAGUGCGAAGAUUAGUCAGAUUCCUCCCGCAAGCGCAGUCGACAUUGAAUUCCAGCAGUCUGUCUGCAAGCCCCAAAUUAAGCAGGAGCCUCUUGGCCCCUGCCAGCCAGCAUCAAAGGGCUCUCCGGCUCCCACGGGCUACGGGGCCAUCCCUACCCCUGCGUCUCUGGUGCUGGCCACUCAGCAGUAUGGCUCUGCCCCAGUGCUCUCCUCUGUCAAACAGGAGCGUGGCAGUUUGGAGAAAUCGGAGCCAGCACACCUUUCUGCCCCGGCCCCUUCUUCUCAGCCGGGUCCUCCAGGGAAGGGCCUCUCCCAGUCUCCCAGCACUCCACCCGUUCUAGUCCACAGCCAGAUGGUGAUCGCUCAGGGCAACAAAAAGCUUCCAGACCCAGCAACCCUGAAAGGGGAGCCCAAGUCUCUUCAGUCCUCCAGCCUGAGCCCUGGAGUUGGUCCUCAUCACCCCUCCUUGUCCGGCAAGGGGCACGCAGAAGCCAACCACGUGAGUGUGGGCCCUGGUCCCGCAGCCGACCGGGCUGUUUCGCACUUGGGAGUCUCGAAGCAGGAGCCCGUCUCUCCUCGGACCAGCGGACAUUCUCCAUCACCGUUUCCAAGGGCUUGUCACCCAGGUGGCCCUUCCUCCCCGGCCUCUGUCAUGCUGGGGCUCCAGGGGUCUCCCUGCCCAGGGAUCCCUGUGCCCCAGUACAUCUCCAGCAUGCACCCGGAGCAGUCUGUGAUCAUGCCUCCCCACAGUGUCACCCAGACAGUCUCCCUGGGCCAUCUUUCCCAAGGGGAGGUACGAAUGAACACCCCUCCCCUGCCUGGCAUUCCCUACAGCAUGCGCCCAGAAGCGCUCCACUCUCCCCGGGCCGCUCUGCAGCCUCAGCGGUCCAGCACGCCUCAGCCAGCGCCAAUGCGAGAGAUCGUCAUGCCUCCUCUGUCUUCCCAGCAUUCGCCAGAAGAGGAAAUGCACUACCACCACACGGUGUGUCGGGGGUCUGCCCCCGUGCAGUCCGAUGUGCUUGUCAUGCAGCCAGACUACCGCAUGCACCCAACCAGCAUCCGGCUCGAUCAGUACAACGUGCCCCGGGACGUGAGGAUGAUGAUGCACCCCCACAUGGCCGCGGUGGGGGGGGACCACCACCCAGAGACUCGACAGUCUAGAACCCCAGAAGGAGGGGGGUCUGUAAAAACCCCGCCAGCCCCCAAGACUCUCCAGUCCUCAAGCAAAGAGCCCUCCAAGUCUUCAGAAGGCAAAAUGGCUCACUCUCCACACAGCGAGCCUCGCCUGCUCAGCAGCCAGCUCCCUGGCCUGCCGCUGACCCAGCCUGUGGUCGUCCCGCACGGCGUCCAGAUCAUGCAUCCUGCUGGUAGCUCAUUUCAUGAUUAUCGGGCCGUGUACAGCGACAUCCGGAGCUACCACCCAGCAGCUCAACUUGGCCCACCUCCCUUUUCAGGGGCCCCGUCAAUGGGGCUGCCAUCCCGGAGCAUAACUCCCUCCCAGGGCCUGCCAGAAGGGGAGCAUUCUCACUCCAGCCAGCCAGCGCACAGCAAAACGCCGCAGCUCUCCCAAGAGCCCAAGGGGGCCCAGGCUGCAGGGCCAGAGCCGACUCACCACCCAGCUGUCAACCGGCACAUUCCUCAAAUAGACCCCCAUGUGCACCUUCCAAGAGCCCCAGCUGAGACAGGCCCCCCGGCCUCCUACCCCUCUCCGGUCGCCGUUGCUGUGAAGCAGGAGCUCCCCUCCCCACAUCAGGCCCCGGCAGGCCCGAAGUCGGCCCUCUUCCUCCCAACCACUGGCAGUCCCAGCGGUCCUCCAGGGCUGUCCCUCUCCCGCCCCGAACCUCAGCCAGCACUCAAGCCUGAUCCUGCGCCUCACCCCAUUCCUCAAAGGCCAGUGGACAUGGUCCAGCUCCUUACGAAGUACCCCAUUGUGUGGCAGGGGCUCCUGGCUUUAAAGAACGACACCGCUGCCGUCCAGCUGCACUUUGUCUCUGGCAACAACGUCUUGGCGCAUCGCUCCCUGCCAGCUCCAGAAGGUGGGCCUCCAUUGCGAAUCGCCCAGCGCAUGAGGCUGGAAGCAUCCCAACUGGAAGGUGUGGCGCGCAGAAUGAUGGUGGAGAGCGAUUAUUGCCUUCUGCUGGCCUUGCCUUGCGGACGAGACCAAGAGGACGUUGUCAGUCAGACGGAGUCUCUGAAGGCUGCCUUCAUCAGCUACCUGCAGGCAAAGCAAGCCGCUGGUAUCAUCAACGUUCCCAAUCCGGGCUCCAACCAGCCUGCCUAUGUCCUGCAGAUAUUCCCCCCCUGCGAGUUCUCCGAGAGCCACCUGUCUCGCCUCGCCCCAGACCUCCUGGCCAGCAUCUCCAACAUCUCACCUCACCUAAUGAUUGUCAUUGCAUCAGUCUGAGUGGUUUGCCCGUUGUGGACUUGCUUCUCCAAGGCACAAGAGCAGAAACUGGGGCAGUGAACAGAUGGACGGACAGCCCAAGGCCGCCUCCUGCCCCAGUGGGCCUCGAUCAGAUGGUGUCCCUGGGUCCUACGGGCCCAUGACUAUUGUAUGUUUACAUAUGGCUUUAGCUAAGAUGGACAUCGGAGGCACUCUUCGAGGCAGACUGGUCUUCGCUUUGGUGCCUCCUUUGGGGGGGAAAUUAAAGGAAGGCUAUUUUUUUUAUUUACGAAACAAAUUUUUAAAAAAAGGAACCAGAACUGCCUUUGCACUAAAUUAGUGACUUUGGACCUUUGCACAGUUGAAGACAUAUUGUGGUGUUCUGAAUGGAUGUCUUGAUACACACACGGACUUAGAAGUGCAGGGCCUGGGACAGUUUGCUCUUUUCGGCGGGUCGAGGAGCCUUUCCCGCUGUCCCUGCCAUAGGCCUCCUUUUCCCCUCCCCUCUCCACCACACGGCACGUGCUUCUUCCUCCGCCUGGGAUGUACAGUUUACAGUGAAAUGAAGCGAAACAUGAAAAGGGGGAGAGCCAUUUCCUUUCCUGGUGGGAUGUGCAGGACUCUGGGGGGGGGUGUGCUUGUAUGUAUAAAUAUAUAUAUAUAAUAUAUAUAUAUAUAUAAAUAUAUAUAUAUGAUACUGACUUUAAAAGGAAAUCUGAUCCCCACAACAUACUUUUUUUUUAAUCUGUGCCAAAAAUGUGUUUUCAGAGAAAAAAAAUCUUAUUUUCAUACUCGGACUUUGUAUUUGUCGCUCAUUUGUAAGUGCGCUUCAUUUAGACAUCCCCCCCGCCCCCCGCCCGUCACAUGUGGAAGUGUUAUACACUUGUGCAUACUUUUUAAUCCCCCCUCCCCUUUCCCCUUUGUUAUCUUCCACCUCCCCUAACAAUUAAUUUAUGGAACUGUUUUUCUCAGCGCAGUUUUGUUUUGUGUGUCCAUUGGAUUACAAACUUUUAUUAAAAAAAAUA
This is a messenger RNA of Eublepharis macularius, 11775 nucleotides long. RefSeq names its product spen family transcriptional repressor (gene SPEN). Gene Ontology annotation, cellular component: nucleus. Gene Ontology annotation, molecular function: mRNA binding. The record is from RefSeq and is a predicted model, not a curated record. Gene Ontology annotation, biological process: regulation of transcription by RNA polymerase II. The transcript is spliced from 15 exons. Bases 158 to 10771 code for a protein of 3537 amino acids. NCBI's taxonomy places the organism in Eukaryota, Metazoa, Chordata, Lepidosauria, Squamata, Eublepharidae.